Molecule: messenger RNA, 1600 nt
Organism: Varanus komodoensis (Komodo dragon)
Lineage: Eukaryota; Metazoa; Chordata; Lepidosauria; Squamata; Varanidae
Gene: SEC13
Product: SEC13 homolog, nuclear pore and COPII coat complex component
Exons: 9
Coding region: 122-1084 (320 amino acids)
Biological process (GO): positive regulation of TOR signaling; protein import into nucleus; COPII-coated vesicle budding
Cellular component (GO): nuclear pore outer ring; COPII vesicle coat
Molecular function (GO): structural molecule activity; protein binding
Source: RefSeq, a predicted model, not a curated record
UCCGACCGGAGAGUUUCGUCACCGUGCGCACUGCGCGGCGGCGAGUUGCCACGUCUGAGAGCGGCCGCGAGCGCGGUGCGUGGUGCCCGGUGGAGCCCGCCAAGAUCCCUCCGUUAUCACCAUGGUGUCUGUAAUUAAUACAGUGGACACUUCCCAUGAGGAUAUGAUCCAUGAUGCUCAGAUGGAUUAUUAUGGAACACGUUUGGCAACUUGCUCCUCAGACAGAUCAGUGAAAAUAUUUGAUGUAAGGAAUGGAGGGCAAAUUCUUAUAGCUGACUUAAGAGGACAUGAAGGUCCUGUAUGGCAGGUUGCCUGGGCUCAUCCAAUGUACGGCAAUAUCCUGGCUUCCUGUUCCUAUGAUAGGAGGGUUAUUAUCUGGAAGGAAGAGAAUAGUACCUGGGAAAAAACUUAUGAAUACACAGGACAUGAUUCAUCAGUGAAUUCUGUCUGUUGGGCACCACAGGACUAUGGACUGAUCCUGGCAUGUGGCAGUUCUGAUGGGGCCAUAUCUCUGUUGAGCUACACUGGCGAUGGACAGUGGGAAAUAAAAAAAAUCAGCAAUGCACAUACAAUUGGCUGCAAUGCUGUUAGCUGGGCACCCGCUGUUGUACCAGGAAGCCUUAUAGAACAGCCGUCAAGCCAAAAACCAAACUACAUCAAACGAUUUGCUUCAGGUGGCUGUGAUAAUCUUAUCAAGAUUUGGAAAGAAGAAGAUGGCCAGUGGAAAGAAGAACAAAAACUAGAAGCCCACAGUGACUGGGUCAGAGAUGUAGCCUGGGCACCUUCCAUAGGUUUGCCAACAAGCACUAUUGCCAGCUGCUCACAGGAUGGCAGAGUUUUUAUCUGGAUGUGCGAUGAUGCCUCUGGAAAUUCAUGGUCACCGAAAUUGCUACACAAAUUCAAUGAUGUAGUGUGGCAUGUCAGUUGGUCCAUCACUGCAAAUAUUCUCGCAGUGUCUGGGGGAGACAAUAAAGUAACUUUAUGGAAAGAAUCGGUAGAUGGACAGUGGGCAUGCAUCAGUGACGUUAAUAAGGGACAAGGAGCAGUAUCUGCUAUUGCUGAAGGGCAGCAGAAUGAACAGUGACAAAUGGGGCAACCUGGAAUUUUCAAAGGAGUAGACAUGCAUACAUGCAAAGAAGUAGACAUGAUUUUUACAACUUUUCUUAUUAAACCAGAUGUAUCGUUCCUUCAGUGCAAAGCUUUUUGUAUUUUUUUAAAGUAUCAGUUCAUGAAUGAACUCCCAAAUUGAUUAUGAGGAGAGGUUAAGUUUCUGUUGCUUCAGAAUCAUUUAUUUUACCCGUUACAGUUCCCUCAUCAUUUAAAAUUUGGUACCAUUUUUCUCUUUUAACAAGAGGAAAGAAGUUAUGUAUGUGUCACAUAAUUGAUAAAGAAGUUGAGCUUAAGAGGGAGAUGGGAACUAUCAUGUAUACAGGGAAGAAGAAUAAAAAUGCAGCGUUACUUUUGUCUUAAAAGUUUGUCUUCAUUUCUAUGGUUGAAAAUAUUCAUAAAUUUGAUGUCCAAAACACAAAUCUAAUAAACUUAAAGCCACUUUUGUGUGAUUCAUUUGGUUUAAAGAAUGGAAUAAAAUCCAAAUAGAACA